AAUGAUAGAUCGCAAGGAGGGUCUAGUUUGGGCAAAAAUAAUUUGGAGUUAAUGGUCCACAGACGAGUUUUAUUCGAUGACAAUAAAGGUGUCAAUGAGUAUUUGAAUGAAGUAGAGUUUGGGAAAGGAGUCUAUGCUAGAGGGUCCCACUAUCUGAUAGUGGGAAAUGCCAAAAAGCCUAACUUGAAUGGUAAAUCAACAGCAGCUCAAGAACGCAUAUUAGCGCAGAAGAAAUUGGUUCAGCCUUGGAUAGGACUUGCCCCAAUUACUGAGUCGUUUGAUGAACUUACAGAAACAUCAAAACUGAUGUAUUCUGAAUUAGCUGGGUUGCCGGAUAAUAUUAAUAUUUUAACAUUUGAACCGUGGAAGGGUAAUACGUAUCUUUUACGCUUAGAACAUAUCAUGGAGAAAAAUGAAGACGCGCAGCUAUCUGACAAAGUUAUUUUGGAAAACAUUCAGAACAUUUUUAAGCAUUUCCGUAUUGAAAAAAUGGACGAAACGACACUUGCCGCAAACGUGCUUUUGAAGGAUUUCAGAAGAAGUGAAGGAUAUAACUGGCAAAUAGCAAAUGCCUCAACUACUGCUAGGGUUGAUUCGGAACAAGUUACUACUGGUUCUAUAUCUCUGAAACCCAUGGAAAUCAAAACUUUCAUCGUGAGGUUAGAAAAGAAGAGUAUAAAUGACUUAGAAUUCAUGUAAUUGUGCGUUCAAUAAAAUAUUAUAAAAAGUUA
This is a messenger RNA of Leptinotarsa decemlineata (Colorado potato beetle), 731 nucleotides long. RefSeq names its product lysosomal alpha-mannosidase. Gene Ontology annotation, molecular function: carbohydrate binding; alpha-mannosidase activity. Gene Ontology annotation, cellular component: lysosome. Gene Ontology annotation, biological process: mannose metabolic process. The record is from RefSeq and is a predicted model, not a curated record. NCBI's taxonomy places the organism in Eukaryota, Metazoa, Arthropoda, Insecta, Coleoptera, Chrysomelidae.